Molecule: messenger RNA, 1476 nt
Organism: Nannizzia gypsea CBS 118893
Lineage: Eukaryota; Fungi; Ascomycota; Eurotiomycetes; Onygenales; Arthrodermataceae
Exons: 3
Coding region: 1-1476 (491 amino acids)
Source: RefSeq, a predicted model, not a curated record
AUGUUGCGCAUACCAAUCUGGGCGACGGCCGUCCUUUCCUUCCUUGCAGGCGCAUCUCAGGCUGGACAUGCCGAUUUCCACGGUUAUACUCCUGGUUUGAGCCGCCAUCAUGGAGGAGGCCAUCAAAGAUUCCAUCGGUCCGCGCCUGCUCUGGAGGGCCAUGGGAUAUCCUAUGUCGAGAAGCGAGGCGGUCAAUGCCAGUUCCCUACGGAUGCUGGACUGGUAUCUGUUACCCCGAACGCGAUGAAUGCUGGCUGGGCCAUGAGCCCCGACCAGCCUUGCAAGCCUGGUAGCUACUGUCCCUAUGCUUGCCCCCCUGGCCAAGUCAUGGCACAAUGGGAUCCAGAGGCGACUUCUUAUACCUAUCCCGCCUCGAUGAACGGUGGUCUUUACUGUGACAAAAGCGGAAAGAUUCAAAAGCCUUUCCCUGAGAAGCCGUACUGUGUUGAUGCCUCUGGUCCCGUUAAGGUGAAGAACAGCUGUGGAGGGGUGGUUUCUUUCUGCCAAACUGUCCUUCCAGGAAAUGAGGCUAUGUUGAUCCCUACCAGUGUCCAGGAUACCGCAGAUCUCGCAGUCCCCGAUCCAUCCUACUGGUGCUCGACUGCUGCUCACUACUAUAUCAACCCUCCAGGCACUGACACGGACACUGCCUGUGUAUGGGGAACCAAGUCUAACCCAUGGGGUAACUGGUCGCCAUUUGUUGGUGGUGCAAACACCGACGGCAGUGGACAGACCUUCCUGAAGCUCGGCUGGAAUCCUAUCUACCUCGAAACCGAAACUCCCUUCAGGGACGAGAGCCCAACCUUCGGUGUCAAGGUUGAGUGUGACGGAUGUAACGGACUCCCUUGUGAAAUCGACCCAGCCAAGAACAAGGUCAAUGAAAUCACUGGUAGUGGCACUGACGGUGCUGGUGGUGCCGCCUUCUGCGUCGUUACUGUUCCCAAGGGUACUCAGGCUACUAUCGUAGUCUUCGAGGCCGGUAACAGCGGUGGCUCUGGUGGUAAGGGGGGUGGCUAUAAAGAUGACAAGCCAAAGGAUGACGACAAGAAAGAUGAGCCCAAGCCAUCUUCAAGCUCUUCCUCAUCCACCCCUUCGCCCACUCCCUCAAGCUCGUCCUCUAAGCAAGCGCCGUCCGUUACCUCCACGUCUGAAUCGUCCACUUCCGAAUACUCCCCGACACCAACUAGUUCUUAUCCGAGUAAGUCUAGCUCUGCCACCUCAUCUUCUUCGAUUGCGGCUUACUCAACCACCUCGACAUCUGCAGACGCCUACAUGCCAUCACCCCAUGUAUUUAUCGAGAGCCCUAGCUCGUCAAUUCACCAGCCUACCAAUGGCUCAUCAAUUAUCAUGCCAACGCCUACCGGCUCCGGAAAUGCGCCCACUCCAACUCAUGAAGGCGCUGCUUCGGCUACCGCUAUCUCCGUUAUGAGUCUCACACUCAGCUUCCUAAUCGUCUCGAUCUUCGUCAACUUUUAA